This is a messenger RNA of Pocillopora verrucosa, 990 nucleotides long. RefSeq lists its product as uncharacterized. Lineage: Eukaryota; Metazoa; Cnidaria; Anthozoa; Scleractinia; Pocilloporidae. The record is from RefSeq and is a predicted model, not a curated record. Gene Ontology annotation, cellular component: membrane.
UUUCUCACCAAUUUGAUUACAGUCAUGGUGUACAGAGCAACUGCUUUACGAGGGUUGGCCAACGCACAGAUGGUAUUUGGGGCUUUGAUGUUCGUCUUUGGAAUAACAAGUUUUUUCUUCACUACAGACUGGACUACGUACGUCGGUUUUGGCAUCUGGGUUGGCGUCUGGGUUUUUAUCACUGGAAUUUUGGGAUACGUCGGAGCAAGAGAUGAUUUCUACCCAGACAGGUGUUUGAUUGGAUGUUUUAUGGGUUUCUCCAUUAUGGGGUGUGUCCUCUCAGGACAAAUGGCCAUCUGCUAUAGCAUUACUCUUUUAGUCUACGCUGAAGUGAGGACACACUGUAACAACUACAACGAUUACGGUUAUGAUACCAACGAGGACUAUGAUUGCUAUGGGAGGUAUGGCCUUCGUAGAGCUACUGCGGAAAACUUGGCUGGUUUUGGCUCUUGUCUCCUUAUUUUGUCCUUGAUUGAGUUGGUCUUGGCCCUUGCGUCAUCCAUCUAUUGUUGCAAGGCAGUGUGUUGUAACUCAGUAGCAGUUGGGAACACAACAAGGACCAGCCAGCAAGAGGUGUAUGUACAGCCUCGGUACAUGAACCCAAGGACACAGCCUGGUGGGGUUUUAAUGCAGACUGAAGAUGGUGUGGUGGCACAGGGAUACCCAGCAACAGGCCAGCAACCUGCGUACGUCCUCCUGCAGCUUGGAGUGGUUGCACAGCCUGAAGUGAUUGUACAGCCUGGAGUUGUUGCACAGCCUCGAGUGGUUUCACAGCCUAGGGUGGAGUUUAAGCGACCCAAUUACCGGGCAACAUGAACCCAUACAUUCACUACAUGAAUCAGCAGUUACAUCUGAAGACCUUAGUAGAAUUAGGGCAUGCUGUAAAAGUUCUGUGUUCGUGAGCUCUUAUAGUAGAAGGGGAAAGGAAUAGGAACCAGGGGAAAGGAGUGGUUGGAGAGGACAAUAGGAUAAGGGAGGAGAGGGUGAAAC